AUUUUAUUCAAGCUUUUUUUUUUACUACACAUAGUCAAUUUAUUUGGUUUUUUCAUUCUGUUUCUUUUUUUUUGGCCUCUCCUCUUCCAGUUUUCUUUUGCAUUCUCUUAAAUCACAUUCUUCACAUCACUUUUGACAAAAGCUUGAUUAGGCCGUGUCGCCAACAUUUAACAUGUUUUAUACAUCAAAACACGCUGCCAAACGGGAGCGUUAUCGUCGUGAUGCCAGCAUCGAUCAAGAACACGAUCAACUGAUCGAAGCCUGGUCGCAACAGAUCAAUCAAUCGACCUCGUCGCGUUCGAAAAGACACUAUAAAGGCGAUGAUCCUAUGCCUAUCGAAGACUACAACCGGUUUAUCUGGUUACGCAUCGUUGACCGAUAUCUGGAGCAGCAAUGGUUGGAUUCCCAGGGUAUGCUUCAGUGUGCUUUAGCAUGGAAGUCGCUGGAUACAUUGAGCAUCAAGGAAGCGGCUCAUACCAUGAAUGUUCUCAGCUUGCGGCUCAUGCAAAACACCGUGGAUGCAAGGCAGGAAUUGCUGGCGGCGUUGGGCGAACCUACUAUUUCGAUGCCUUCUAUCAAGGUCGAAGAUUCGCCUCAGGAAUCCGAAUCCACCUUGACGCCGGAUGCCGCGGCUGCUGCGGCUUAUGAGUUGGAAGAGGUCAAGGAACACGCGGAUGGCUAUUCGAUGAAUGCUUCCGAAGAAGAGGAUGAAGUUCAUGCACCCAUCUUUCUCAGACACCAGCAACCGGACUCACCUCAAAGCCUCAACAAUGACUGGGGGGAGUCAUCGAUGGGUAAACUCACAAGCAAUGUCUGGAAAGAAAUGCCUCCGUUACCUUCAGAAAGAACAUCGCAAGAGUAUCCACCUUCGACACGACUCCAACCAUUAACACCAUCACCGUCGUCUCUCAAUCUGUCCGCCUGGGACUUGAAAAAGCGAGAACGAGAAUUUGCACCGGACAGCACGUAUGACCGAAUGUAUCAACAAGGAAAUGACUAUCUCUCACCGUAUGAGGCCGCAUCAUUAGAAAAGCAUAAUCGUAAAAGCCAUCUCAGUAUUCGAAGCAUCAGCAGUGAUGGACAAGAAAGUAGCAGCCAAGUGGAACCGUGGCAAAGUUGGUUUGCCAAUGAUAGAAGUAAUCGUAACAGCAAUUGCUGCCAUCUGUGCCGAAGCCCUGCACCCACCAAGGUCUAUUCGCGUCGAACGAGAGGCGGCAACCGAUCCGGAGGUACUUUACGCGAAACCUUGGACGAUGAGGAAAUCGAACGUGACGACGAUGACGACGAACACGACGCAACGUCUGAAGUUUAUGGCCACAAGAAGGGAGCGCAUCGGUAUUACUCUAAUUAUUUCAAUGAAAACUCUCAAUACCUUUCCCGACCCGCUUCUUCACGCAAGACGGCCGGCCAUGUUCCACGAAGCGAAUCAAGCAUCACUGCCUUUCGUCCCAUUAGCAAAAAUUUAGCCCCGCGAUGUACGCUUUACCGCUCACGACGUUCGUCCGUCGAUAGCAAAGAGUCUUAUGUGUCAAGUCUGCUAGGAUGGGAUCCAUCGGCACGUGCUUUGCAGCAAGAUGGCGAUUAUCCACCCGGUCUUACGAAAAGCCGAUCGUUUCCAUCCAAAGCCUACAAGCUUGAAAAAACUCCCGAUCCGCCCCCAAUUCCUAAAGAACGGAAACUUGUUCAAUCCAUCGUUAGCAAAAAGGCGUCCAUUAGCAAGCUCUUUGCCAGCAAGAAACCAUGAUGAUGCUCCUACGUAAAUUCUUUUCCAACCCUCGCCCUUUUUUUUCUCCUCCGCCAUUUGUUUCGAUAUUUUUGAAUUAAACGUUUUCAUGCACAGUCAAAGCGUAUAUUAAAUAACCAUAUAUCGGAUCUUCCUUUCUUCAUCAUUUCACUGCGGACCAAAUCUAUACAUU
Radiomyces spectabilis is the source of this 1916-nucleotide messenger RNA. RefSeq lists its product as uncharacterized. The record is from RefSeq and is a predicted model, not a curated record. Lineage: Eukaryota; Fungi; Mucoromycota; Mucoromycetes; Mucorales; Radiomycetaceae. Bases 173 to 1744 code for a protein of 523 amino acids. The transcript has a single exon.